Molecule: messenger RNA, 766 nt
Organism: Durio zibethinus
Lineage: Eukaryota; Viridiplantae; Streptophyta; Magnoliopsida; Malvales; Malvaceae
Source: RefSeq, a predicted model, not a curated record
GUUAAAAAUAACAAAGAAAAAAAAAUGUGAAGGAAAGCAAAAGACAAGAAAAUCCAACUCAAUGGGCUGUUGACCCAGGAACUCUAAAUCCAUGUUAUUCGGUUCGACCCGUUACUCUUCGAAAAAAGGUUCAUCGUUGCGUAACAAAUUUCUCCAUUUCAUCGCGUCCAACAUCUCUGCAAACCCUGAUCUUAGAUCCUAGCUAAAGAGACUACCUUUAAAUUACCGAAUCGCCAUGGAUUACGCAGCUCGAAGAAGAGGUCAAGGAGGCCUCUUCGAAGGUCUCUACAGAGUCAUCAUGCGCCGUAAUUCCGUCUACGUCACCUUCGUCAUCGCCGGCGCUUUCCUCGGAGAGCGGGCUGUGGAUUAUGGAGUUCAUAAGCUCUGGGAAUACAACAAUGUUGGGGUUGCAUUGGAAUUUUCUGCUGUCAGUUGCGUGCAUGGUUCUGUGUAGCCAAAAAUGAAGUAUUUUUGCUUCUUCGCUUCCCCUUUUCUCUCCUCUUCUUAAACAAUAUGAUAUAAUCUUGCCUUUCCUAAAUCUAUAAUUUCUUUAGUUCGUGCAAGUCUCAAAAUAUGUUGCAAUUUGAUAAUGAUUAUAUGAAGUUGAUCAGCUUUUAUUGCCUUAUCCAAGUUGAUGCACCCUCAGAAUUGUUGGCACAGUGGCUUAACAAAUGCAUGUUUGCUGAUCUUUGUCUGCAAUAAUCAAUUUACUUUCAGAGCUUAAGUAUUUCUAUACCACUAACUUGUAAAUUUGUAUUAUUCCUAC